Molecule: messenger RNA, 2140 nt
Organism: Amphiprion ocellaris (clown anemonefish)
Lineage: Eukaryota; Metazoa; Chordata; Actinopteri; Pomacentridae
Gene: lyve1b
Product: lymphatic vessel endothelial hyaluronic receptor 1b
Exons: 6
Coding region: 12-1187 (391 amino acids)
Biological process (GO): cell adhesion
Cellular component (GO): plasma membrane
Molecular function (GO): hyaluronic acid binding; transmembrane signaling receptor activity
Source: RefSeq, a predicted model, not a curated record
UCUGCUUCUCCAUGUUCACGUUAUUUGGUUCUUCACUUACGCCCGCUUCAGUUAUAUUUUUCAUACGAAACAUGGCGAGACUUUGUUGCUUCUCCCAGUUUUUAUUUCAGUUUUUAGCAGUGUUUUUGCUGACCUCGGAGUCGAGUCUCAUCAAAGUUUCACCUCAGAGUCACUCAGUCGCCGGCGUCUUCAUGCCCAAUAAAGAAGGAACUUACACCUUGAACUUCACUGCAGCCAGAGCAACCUGCCUGUUUCUGAAUGUCACCAUGGCAACCAGAGCCCAGAUGGAGCGAGCAGUACAGCAUGGACUAGAGACAUGCAGAUUUGGCUGGAUAGCUGAACAGAUCGCAGUUGUGCCACGACUGACAUCCAACAACAACUGUGGAAGAGGCAAAACCGGAUUGGUGACUUGGUCUGCACUGGCAGAUAGAAAAUUUAAUGUCUUCUGCUUUAAUGCAUCAGAUUUUGAGGAAACUCUGAAAACAUCGACAACAGGCCCACAAUCCUCCACGUCUUCUGCCACACUGACAACCUCAACCCUAACCUCAAGACCUACCACACCUUCGGUCAGAUCAACACCUCUGGUCAGAUCAACACUUGUGGUUAGAUCAACAAUCAAGCCAACCAGAAAGCCAAUUAUUACUGAAUCCCCUGAGCAGACACCCUUAACCUCUGCUCCCCUGGUCCAGACAACACCUUCAACUAGGAUUCCCUCCUCCACCCCCUCUUCCCUUACCCCUUCCUCCACCCAUAUUGCUGCUCCUCUUCCUCACCUUAUCACCUCAAAACCAACUAUAGUCAGUUUUGCCUUUUCUACUUCCGGUCAUGCCUCCAACAUCUCUCUUUCCUCCGAGUCAGUGCUGUCACAGUCUGUGAGCUCUGCAAAACCUUCUCUAGGGGUUGUACCUACUGCACUUGUUGUUGUCAGCAUCAUUAUCCUGCUCCUGACAGCAGCUGGUGCUGUGUGGUACUACACAUUGAAAAGGAAUAUUUUCACCUUUUGGUCUCAGGGGCAGCAGAGAGACGACAUAGAGACGGAGAUGUGGAAGCACACCAACAGUGAGAUGAAUCUACACAGCCAGGGUGGAGCAGAGGAAGACGAUGAAGAAGAAGAAUCAUACAGGAAGUACUCCAGUGAUAUCACGCUGUGUGUGCAUCCAGGUAUCAAAGCAAACUUUUCAGAGUAGCCUCAGGACAUUUCUUUAGGUGCUUUGUGAAAGUUAAUAGAAUGAUAAACAGCACUGAUAUAAGCCAGUCUAUGUCUGAAAGUGUUAGAAAUGCUCUGAUUGGUAUAUUAUCAAAGUAAUUGUAAAUAUGCACAUGGUGUUCCUUCUUGUUCAAUUAUGAUGUUGUUGCACUGCAGGAUGAAUUUGGAAUCUAUCAGAUGCCUCCCUGAUAGGUUUGUGUGAUCUAAAGAUCUAAAGUGCACAAAUCUUUUGAACAUUAUUGUACUUAUUGUGUCCUUUUUCUAUAAACAUAGUUAUUGAGAUUGAAAAGCUGCAGCUAUCCAGUGUUUGCGUGCAUAAGCAUAUGAAUUUCCACUUUAUGUAUUUUUUUCAUAAAUCUACCUAAUUUUAUAGGUGUAAAGUUUUAUGCUUCAUUCACUGACUAUACAUAAAGAUCAAUGAAUGCUCUGUGGCGUCACCCAUAGGUAUCCCGGAGAUCAGUUAUAAAAUGUUGUGGCAAGCUGUUGCUUUUCCCAGUAGAGUUAGGGAGCUGGACUGACAAAUGUCUGUAUAUAAUUGAUAUCUUUAUAUAUUUCAUUCUUUAAUUGCACAGUACUCCUUUGUGUCAAGUCUCUUUAUACUUUCCGGCAAUACCAGUUGUCAUAAAUGUGAAAAUCAGUCAUGGAGAUCAAAACUGCUUUUUUGUGUCAGCUAUAAAAUUGAACAUCUUUUCAUGGGGGUCAAUGGGAAUGAAUCAUUUUUUGAGCAAGCCUCAAGUGGACACUAAAGGAACUGCAUUUUGGGGCACUUAGAUAUUUAAUUUUUCAGUCCUAGAGGUUGCUGCUCGGAUUCAUUUUUGGUCUUGAGAAAGCAAGAGGUAUUUUCAACUUUCACUCACUCACUCAUGUGUUUUAAAUUUUUUCACUUAUAGAGUAAAAAACGAUAUAAAGGUCAUAAAUAAAAAUACAAACACA